UAACCAAACACUCCCUUAAUCAAAAUUUUCGUACCGAUUCAGCGGCGGCGUGUGUCUCUCUCUCUUAACUUGCGAAUUCGGGCAGCAGAAGUAUCAAUGGCAGCUCGACAGAUUCAACGGCGCCUUCUCUCUCUCCUCGCAGCCAGUCAGCCUCAGUUUCAGACCCCCGCCCGUCGCUUCAGAGAAUCGUCCUGGCCUUUUCUUUCCUCGACAAGUUCAUUUUUAAGCAGGGAUGACAUUCACAGCAGAAGUCUAGGAACACUUGCAGAAGCCAGUAAACAGGAUGGUGAAACUGGGGAAGAACUUGAAAGUUGCGGUGUAUCUGCUAACUCUGCCCCUAGUCCAAUCAACAGCAAUACCAUGAUAAAGCAGAUGACAUCAAAUUUGAAGAUCUCUCCAAGACACGACCUUCUUAUGUUCUUUACAUGCAAGAGGUGCGAAACCCGGUCCAUGAAGUCAGUUUGUCGUGAGUCAUAUUACAAAGGGGUCGUGGUGGCUAGAUGUGAUGGGUGCAAUAAUUUGCACCUCAUUGCUGAUCGGUUGGGGUGGUUCGGAGAACCUAGUAGUGUGGAGGACUUUCUGGCUGCUCGUGGGGAGGAAGUGAAAAAAGGUUCUCCAGAAACUUUAGGUUUAACACUUGAAGAUCUGGCUGGAAAGAAUAAUCUUGAGAAGUGUUUAGAGAAAGAAGAUUGAGAAUUCAGGGUGUGAGAAAUGGGCAGAAUGUUACAUAGGCCCUUGUGGUGAAGUUACACUAGAAAGUUGUUUCCCCCAUUCUGCACUUCAUCUGGUAUUGGGAAGCUAUUCAUUGUGGGAAAUUGACAAUUGAUAGAUGUUGUGGUUA
Molecule: messenger RNA, 841 nt
Organism: Ipomoea nil (Japanese morning glory)
Lineage: Eukaryota; Viridiplantae; Streptophyta; Magnoliopsida; Solanales; Convolvulaceae
Exons: 2
Coding region: 97-693 (198 amino acids)
Biological process (GO): protein import into mitochondrial matrix; protein stabilization; protein folding
Cellular component (GO): mitochondrion
Molecular function (GO): protein-folding chaperone binding; zinc ion binding
Source: RefSeq, a predicted model, not a curated record